Cryptotermes secundus is the source of this 5095-nucleotide messenger RNA. It is a transcript of the gene Ntan1, whose product is annotated as protein N-terminal asparagine amidohydrolase. The coding region runs from base 392 to 1324 and encodes 310 amino acids. Gene Ontology annotation, molecular function: protein-N-terminal asparagine amidohydrolase activity. The transcript is spliced from 9 exons. Lineage: Eukaryota; Metazoa; Arthropoda; Insecta; Blattodea; Kalotermitidae. Gene Ontology annotation, biological process: ubiquitin-dependent protein catabolic process. The record is from RefSeq and is a predicted model, not a curated record. Gene Ontology annotation, cellular component: nucleus.
GACACAUGUCUGUCUACCGACCGCAGCCGGUGGCUGAAGUUUCUUUCCUCUCUCUCAGUUAAGUCACGAGAAAGCUGGCUGUCUACCGAGAACAUUUCUAUAACAGCCUUCUGUAGAUGUAAAUUAAUGUUGGGGAACGUUGCUAGGCCCUUACGUGAAACAUUAUUGUUGUGUAGUGUCUGCCACGAUAUUGGCUUUUCGGUGUUUGUGUACUAAGUGAAGUGAACAAAUUAUUGUUUUGUAAAGUUGGUAUUGUUUUUCAGUGAUUUAAAACUUCUUUGUUUGUUGUGGGCCAGUUUUUUGCUGACCUGGUCACAGAAGAGCUUCAGAAACCAGAGGUAUGUGAUGAUCUCAUAGCAUUGAGCUGUUGCUGAAUUUGGCGUAAGAUAGAAUGGUUCUAGUGCUGAGCGGCGUGCUGCAGGAGGAGGCGCCGCCCGACACGCGGACCUUGUUCCACAAUCAUCCAGUCUAUAAGGACUCAGCAUCACAGCUACUUGCUAUCCCUACAAAGGUAGUGGGCCCUGUUGGCCUCCUCUAUGUUCAGCAGAGGGAAUUGGCAGUCACUGUACCUCAUGACAAAAAUGUGAAUAUUCUCGGGUCAGAUGACGCGACAACAUGCAUCAUUGUUGUUCUUCGUCAUUCAGGAUCAGGAGCUGUGGCACUGGCACAUUUGGAUGGUGCUGGGACGGAUGAGGGUGUCAUGAACAUGGUUCAUAGAGUCCAGGAAUUAGCCUUAGGUUAUCCUGAAGGGCGUCUGGAGUUGCAGCUCAUUGGUGGCUACUCUGAUAGCCGUAACUAUUCGGAAGAGCUGUUUUACAAUAUAAUGCAUUCUUUCCACAAGCAGUUAGUGGAGAUUGAUUUGACACUUGCCUGUGUGGGAGAACUGAACACUACAAUUCGAGGAGGUAUCCACUGGCCAAUACUUUAUGGAGUUGGUGUGAAUGUUAAGACUGGAGAGCUGUUUCCAGCGACGUUCCCAGAUAAGGGCCCUGAUCAGGCGCUGCGGAGUGCACGACACCUUACAGGUGGACAACAGGUGCUGGAUGUGUAUGAUUGUCAGCUGGGAUUGUUACGAAUUGGUCCAUUUAACUAUGACCCGUUGCGGGGUGUUGACCUCUGGCUUGAGCAGACCGACGAGUUCAUUCUACAGCACCUGUCCACAUCUCCAGAAGUAGAGCCACCUCAUUUUGUCAUGCAGGUACGAGCAACGCUGAAGUAUAUCCAGGACCAUCCUUUCCCAGCUGUGACAGUGUUCCGAGAUAACCGACCACAUUACUACCGCAGGGAUGAAAACAGUGGGACAUGGGUCCCAAUACGAUACUGAGCCAUUAGUCUGUACGGUUCUGGAGGCUUCUCUCUGAAACCUUUUCGGAAGGUGAAAUGUGAGAAGAUGAAUGUAUGGGCAUUUCCCAGAAUUUGUUUUCAUAUCAAGUGAUAAAUUCAUGAACACAUACAUUUUGAUUGAAUCCAAUGUGCAUAUUGUUAGCAUGGUAUUUAGUAUCUUAAUGAACCUGAAAUGUGCAGUUGAAGUCUUGUCAGGCUGUGUGAAAGUUUGUGUUGCUAUCCAGUGUUUCAGAGACUGUCCCUACAUCAUAGGGAGUUGAUGUUAACAGCAACCCCCCGAUGAGGGCAAGGGAGGUUGGGGAGUGAGAGGCUCCGAAGCAUUGGAUACUAACUCCGUCUUCACACAGAUGAUUACAUGACAUGACUUCAUUGUAUACAAGUUGCUGUGGAAGCUUUCAGUCAUAUAAAUUCAAAUGUAUUUAAUUAUGAUUGUAUGUUUACAGUCAUGUAAAAGAAAGAUAUAGGUUUAAAAUUGAUUUCACAGUUAUAUGUUGCAAAUGGAAUGAAAUUUUAUUUGUACAGAAUGUGAUACAUGUGGUGAUUAUGAGUACAUAAAUGCUGUGUAUAAAAACAUGGUGCAUUAUGCAAGUAUAAUUUUAGCUCUUUUAUUGGGCUUGUUCUCAAGAAAUGUGAAAAGCGCCUACUAGCCUCGUCAUGUCUGUCUGCCUUCAUGGAACCUAAGCUCCCACUAGAUAGAUUUUUGGGAUGGUUUAUAUUGGGGAUCUUAAUAUUGUCUGUCAGUAUAAUUACAUCUUGUUUAAAGCCAUACAAAAAUAACAUUCACUUUAUAUGAAGACCCAUCCUUGUUCUUGAGGUAUCCAGUCAUGUCUCCUGCUCCAGUGACAGGAACUCACUGGGCUUCCCAUGUUCAUCCCAUUUUCAUUUUAUGCGGAUACAUCUGCACAUGCCUCACAUAUUACGUGACAUGAACCCGCAAUAUAUUGUUCUGCAUUGCAUCCAGCUUCUAUGUACACAAUAUUAAACAAACAUGGGUGCCAUUACUUAAUAUAUGUUGUAUAUAACAAGUGACUCUAUUUGUGUCAUGAUAUAGAAAUUUGCAUUGAUGGAGUGAAUUCCUGUUUUAGUACAGCAUUAUAGAGAGAGAAGGUUAUUUCAAUCGCUCUUGCAGCUUUAGCAUGUUUGGAAUCCUAUGUAUCUUCCUCUCUUACAAUUUGAGUGUUGAAGCAAAUGAAUGUUGUGAUAUUAAAAAUAUUAAUAGCCAGUUGAUAAGAAACCUGAGUGUUCAAUCAUUCUCCAUGUUGUUGGUUGCUAACAAGAACAACUUAAAAUGUUACGGUUACUAAUGCCACACUUUGACUAUUAAGUAAUUAGUGUGUUGGUAUGUUUGUUGGGUGAGCUUUGUUAUCCAGCAUACUUAAGUUAGUUGGAUUAGGUCAUCUCAAGUUGUUCUCACUCUUAUUGGCCAGAGGUCUCUGCAGUCAUGUUACUGCAGUGGCAUCUAAGAGCAGAGUAGGGAACUAAUUAUCAUUAGUGAAAGGUUCCUCUACAUGCUGUAAAUGUACGGCAAGUACAUUUGAUACCCCUGGCUGUACUUCCCUUCUAAAGGACUUUGCUGUAGAUUUUAAAUACCUUCAAAAUCCGUUGACUGUGGUCAGAUUUGAACCGAUAAACUUGGGUCCAUUGGUGAGCACAUUACCACUAGACUAGGCAGACCUACAUUGUCAUACUGUCUCUCUUUAAAAAGCAUGGAGCUUCUUGUUAUGUCAGAAUGACACAGCUACACCAAUCAAAAUGUAAGUGUUCGUGAGUGCUGUAGUACAAGUGAACACCAUUUCUGUUUCUUUUACUCGUAAGCAGCACAGGGCGGGAGGCAGCGUAAGUUAACAGUGAUGACAAUCCGUUUUGCCUGAUAUAUUUGUGAUUUACUUACGUGCCAAUGAGCGAGGACUGAAAUGUUGACUGUUAUAUGCAACCAGACAUAUAACAGGCAUGUAUCAAGUUAAUGACGGAAAAAAUUAGGAUGAGCAGUGCAAGUUUGUUGUGUUUUGAUUUCAUAUCUAAAAUGUCUUGUGUAAGAAAUUAUGUGAUCACUUGUUACGCAAUCAAUAUUACAUAUUAUUAAUGUUAACGAUCAGUUAGUAUGAGAGGCAGAAGCACAUUUGUGAUUGUGUCUGUAUUCUGUAAGGUUACUGGAACCUUAAUUGAAUCAGAGUAUUUGUCUCAUGGGCCAUUGAAUGUGUGGCUCACUCUUUGACCUCGAAGAUGGAGAUGCAUGUUCCUUCAAAACAUUGGGCACUCACCCAACUGCACAGCAUUAUGAACCAGAAGAAUGUGCUCUUCAUACUCACCUCUGUGAGAUCCUUAAAUUUUCUUACAGUAAACCCUACAGUGAUAUAUUUUUUUUAUUUAUUUUCAUCAGCACUACUGUUAGUUCCUCGGAAUUCUAGCUGUGGUAGAGGGGUUAUAACAUCUCUUGUGGAGCUGGGAGAGCAGUCUUAUCAGCUUAUGUCAGCGUGGGUACUACCAGUUUGGAAUGUAGCGUCUUGGAGUGUGGUCAGGUGUAUAAUACGUUAUGUUGCUUGUUAGUUGGUACCAGUCAUAGUGAUUGUAUUAUGUGGUGUUCAUGUAACUAUAGUGGCACACAACCUCACUAUCAAUUGUGCAGUAUCCCUGGUCUCCGUAGGCAAUGUUUUCCGCUCGGGGAGUAGCUCUGAACGUCACCACAGCAAGCGUACAGCUUCGCGUGCUCCGCAACAGCAUUUACCUUUCCGCAUGGCUAAAGUUACGAGGCACUAACUAUACUUAUAUCAUUAAAUUUUUGAUUUAUUUGUGUUAUAUUUUUUCUUUUAGAUCUAUUCUUUGCUUCACUAAUCUGAAUUAUCACUUAAUCCAGAUAACGCAAGAUUAGUGAGGGUUUACUCUGUUUUAAAGCUUUUCAUGUUCAUUUUUCUGUUUUAAGUUAGGAGAAAUCAGGAUGACAAAAAGACUGAACUUUUGCAUAUUUUGAAGUAUCCGUUCAGCAUGCUAAUGUAAUGUCUUCCAACAGAGCACAGAUACCAUGACAUACUGAGGACAGUAACUUAUACUUUGAUACCAUUUGAAGUCUGCUAGGGUUACUGGAUCUAACACAGUAGAACCAGCACUGUGUGUAAGGCAAUGUGGUUAUACUGAACUUCUAGUACAUCUCACUGAUGUGUAAAUUUUUACUGUCCUGUGAGGUUUCAAUACAUUUUAUGAACAGAGAACCCAAAACAAAAUUUAUCCACUAUUUGUGAAUCUUAAAAGUCAAGAUAUAUCCAUUGCUCCUCAAAUAAGAUGGAAUUUAGCCAUAUUCAUUUGUAAAUGUGAUACUGUUUUAUAUCAUCAUGGAACAUACAAAAAAGAUUUCUCUAUUGCUGAAUGAGAAUUUGAAUUUGUUAAAAGAGAAUUUCUUCAAUUCAGUGUUGUAUAAAUUUCGGAGAUUUUCCUUAUUGUUGCCAUUAUCUGUUGUAAUAUGUUUCAGUUUUUAUGUUUUCUGAUUCUGUAACCAUGGCCAAAGGGCACUCCCACCCUUUGCCAGGUAAGCGAAGAAUGUAAAAGAAAUAUUAGAUUUGGAGAUGUUACUUCUGUUUUCAAAGUCCUUCUAAUUUGCCUGACAGGUAUAUUUGUGGCCAAAUGGAGUGCUGGGAAAAGUCAGUGUAUCAUGCUCAUUGGUAGAUAUUUUUUCUGCCUCUGAUUUAGAUCCUUUAGUACGCAUCAGUGAUACAAAUGAACCUGAACACUGGAGUAGCCGAAUUGUGUUCUUGUGGAG